CUCCACCUUCGCUCUGGGAUUUACCGGCACCCGUCUCAGGAAGGUUGCUUUUUUGGAUUGUGUCUCACAAAGGUACCUUCUUGCUCCAGCUUGUCCUAGCCUUGGCGAUCUGCCUAGGAACUGAAAUGCAGUGGAAACAGCUGCAAAGGAUUUCCAGAUAACCUCGCCCUAUAACUGUUAUCAGCCCAUCAACCCCAACCAGACAUCCUGCUAUCUCCAGACAUUUAACCACUAUAGGCUCCAUAAGAACAUCUGCUGAAAAUCUGCUACCUAUCAGCUUCAGUCAGACUAAGUGUCACUGGAGAUUUCGGCAAGGUCCGUCCUGUGUACAGUGCGACAACUUAUGGAGCUCUUGAGUUGACGGUUUCUGAUACGUGGCGAUACCAGAUCAUAUGUUAUUUUGAUGCAUACUGUAGUCCGGCACCUGUGCCUUUAAAAUCCCUGCUUCAAGGAGUGAUUAUUUAUAUGAAAAUGGAUACGGACUCUCUUAAUACAUCCCUGCAGUCUGGAGGUUACAGCAUGGGCACGGAAUCUCCAAAUCUAUCGAUGAAAUCAUGGGGUUUCACAAAUAACAGCGAUACUGGACGGAGCCAACACUGGAACUUCUUCUUGGCUGCAAACUUCCUCGACGUUGUGGAGAAAUGCAUGAGUUUGAUGCAGUCAGGCACUCAGAUGGUGAAACUCAGAGGUGGUUCGAAGGGCCUGGUACGGUACUUUUACGUGGACGAGCACAAGUCCUGCAUCCGCUGGAGGCCCUCCAGGAAGAACGAGAGGGCGAAAAUCUCCAUUGACUUGAUCCGGGAGGUGUGCGAGGGGAAGCAGUCAGAGAUCUUCCAGCGGUAUGCAGACAGCAGCUUCGACCCCAACUGCUGCUUCAGCAUCUACUAUGGUGAGCACAUGCAGUCGCUGGACUUGGUGUCAGGUACAGGAGAGGAGGCACGCACCUGGAUUACUGGUCUUAAGUACCUUAUGGCGGGCAUCAGCGAUGAGGACAGCCUGGCCAAACGUCAGCGCACUCGUGACCAAUGGCUGAAGCAGACGUUCACAGAAGCUGACAAGAACGGAGAUGGCAGCCUGAGCAUCAGCGAGGUUCUCCAGCUCCUGCAUAAACUCAAUGUCAAUUUGCCCAGGCAGAAAGUAAAGCAGAUGUUCAAGGAAGCAGACACAGAUGAUAACCAGGGCACUUUGGACUUUGAUGAGUUCUGCUCCUUUUACAAGAUGAUGUCGACCCGGCGAGACCUGUACCUGCUGAUGCUCACCUACAGCAACCAUAAAGACCACCUGGAUGCAGACGACCUGACACGCUUCCUUGAAAAUGAGCAAAAGAUGUCAAAUGUCACAAAAGAGCAUUGCCUUGAAAUCAUCGCCAAGUUCGAACCAUGUCCUGAAAACCAGAAGCAGGGGGUUCUGGGAAUUGAUGGUUUUACAAAUUACAUGCGAAGUCCAGCUGGAGACAUCUUUAAACCCGAACACCAUGAAGUCAACCAGGACAUGACUCAGCCUCUGUGCAAGUACUUUAUUGCUUCCUCACACAACACCUACCUGAUGGGGGACCAGCUGAUGUCUCAGUCCAGAGUGGACAUGUAUGCAUGGGUACUGCAAGCAGGCUGCAGAUGUGUGGAAGUGGACUGUUGGGAUGGACAAGAUGGAGAGCCAAUCGUACAUCACGGCUACACUCUAACAUCCAAAAUACUUUUUAAGGACGUCAUUGAAACCAUCAACAAAUAUGCAUUUGUUAAGAACCCGUAUCCAGUGAUCUUGUCUAUAGAGAACCACUGUAGUGUUCCCCAGCAGAAGAAGAUGGCUGAGUAUCUGGUGGAAAUCCUGGGGGAGAAGUUGGACCUUUUAUCAGUCAAAGCUGACGAGUCCGGACUCCUGCCUUCACCAGAUUCCCUCAAGGGCAAAAUUCUUGUCAAGGGCAAGAAGUUGCCCCCGAACAUUGAUGAGAAUGCAGAGGAGGGUGACGUGUCGGAUGAAGACAGCGCUGAUGAGAUGGAGGACGACUGCAAGCUAAUGAACGGAGAUACAUCCAUGAAUAGGAAGCAGGUGGAGAACGUUGCAAAGAAAAAGCUGGAUAGCCUGAUGAAGGAGUCGAAGAUCCGUGACCGAGAAGACCCGGACAGCUUCACGAUAGCAGCGCUGCCUCCUUCAGGAAAGCGUGAUGAAAAGCCCACAAUGAAGGGGAAGGGAGACGAGACCACAGACACAGGAGACGAGUCCAGCCCCAGCACCAAUAAACGUCCGGCCAGGUCUUUCAUGGGCAGUUUCUCCAGACGGAAGAAGAAGACGAGCAAAAUCAAAAAGACGUCCAGUUUUGAGGACACAGACACAGACCAGGAGAGCUCCAGCAGUGCAUCGAAAGCCCCAUUACAUCACAGCAGAAGGAAGAAAACGAUGAAGUUGUCCAGGGCUCUGUCUGAUUUGGUGAAAUACACUAAGUCUGUGGCCAUGCAGGAUCUUGAAACACAAGGAGGCAGCAGCUGGUUGGUAUCAUCUCUAAGCGAGACCAAGGCUCACCAGCUGAUACAGCAGAAGCCAGGCCAUUUCGUGCACUUCAACCAGCGGCAACUUUCACGAAUUUAUCCCUCUUCCUACCGUGUGGACUCAAGCAACUUUAACCCGCAGCCAUUCUGGAACAUUGGAUGCCACCUGGUGGCUCUGAACUACCAGUCCGAGGGCAGAGUCCUACAGUUGAACAGAGCCAAGUUCUACAGCAAUGGCAACUGUGGCUACGUUCUUAAGCCAGAGUGCAUGUGUGACGGCUCUUUUAAUCCAAUGUUGGAGGACCCACUCCCAGGACAGAUGAGGAAACAGCUGGUGCUAAAGAUUAUUAGUGGCCAGCAGUUGCCCAAACCCAAAGACUCCAUGCUUGGUGACCGAGGCGAGAUCAUUGACCCUUUUGUGGAAGUGGAGAUCAUUGGCUUGCCAAUAGAUUGCUGUAAGGAGCAAACCAGAGUAGUGGAUGAUAACGGGUUCAACCCCAUGUGGGAGGAGACCCUGGUUUUCACUGUCCACUUGCCAGAAAUCACACUGGUGCGCUUCCUGGUUUGGGAUCAUGAUCCUAUUGGCCAGGACUUUAUUGGUCAGAGGACCAUCGCCUUUAACAGCAUGAUGCCAGGUUACCGCCACGUGUAUUUAGAAGGGAUGGAGGAGGCAUCCAUUUUUGUUCAUGUGGCAGUGAAUGACAUCACUGGUAAGGCACGGCCAGCCAGCGGCAUAAAAGGGCUGUUUCACAGAAAUCCAAAGCAGGCUUCUCUGGACAGCCAUGCUGCUGCGCUGCACAGCCGUAAACCCGCAUUUGGAGCCCACCUGCUUCGCCGCACGGCCAGCGCGCCCACCAAGGGCCAGCCCAAAGUCAAGCGUGGCUUUCCUGAGAUCUCCAUUGACACCAAAGACUGUAGCUCAGAGGGAGCAAGCUCAGAGCGUGAGUCUGAGGAGGGCCCAGCUGCCCAUCCCAACGGGGACACGGCAGCAUCAGCGCGACCGUGGGAGCAUGGCACAAAUGGGCAGCUCCACCCAGAUGAUGGUACAGAUCAUUCCACAGUGCAGAGACCCAUUCCUUAUCUGCAUGUCUUGGAAUCCAUUGUGGAAGAAUAUCAGCAGAAAUCCCCCUUGACAUCCAUAACCCAUACCUCAGAACAUUCCCCCAGUGAUGUGCUUUGUUUGUCUCCACCAUCCAUAGCAAUAACAACUUCCAAGGAAGACAACCAUGACCCUGUCAAGACAAAUGAGGAAAAGAUACCUGUUCCUAAUCAGUGUCCAAUCCAAAAUGUCAGUAGUGGGGACGAUCAUAUCAGUACUUCCCUGUCCAUGAAUUACCUUGACAUUGGAGGCAAUAAGCCCCUUGCACAAGAGCCGUCAGUAAGUGAAGGGAGGAGUUUUGGUAGAAAUGUUUUACCAGAUGCAACUGAGAUUGGACAAACUUCAGAGACGAACACUGUAACUGAGCUGGCAACAUUCAAGAGUUCCCAGAAGGUUUCAGGUAAAAAGACUUCAAUUGACAAGGACAUAGAGCGAAGGUUGUAUCCUGGGGCUAAGACACCAAUUCGAAGGACCAAAAGUGAUGGCCAGGUACGGGCAGUGUGCCCUGUUGAUGAGCAGUCAACGGUGCCUCAGGUCUCCAUCAAUGCAACCAUCAAUGACCGCCUCUGGUCCAAGCUUGACCCAAACACCCAUCGUGACAGUGUGUCAUCCUCAUCUAGCAUUUCCUCAAAUGACACUGUGAUUGACCUCUCUCUGCCCAACCUGGCCAGAAAGAGUUUGACCUGUCUCCGAGCUACUCAGGACUGUCAUGAAGGUGAGGAUUCAGUAGUCAACUGGAGUUGCUCAUCUCAGUCAUCCACUACUCCUAGCAUGCUUUGUGUCAGUAAGAGCAAAUCCAAUCCCAACUUGCGGGAUGGUCAGAUGUGUGACCCAGUGGAUGAACUUCUCCCAAGGCAACUGGGCAGUGAGCAUGACAACAAACGUCUUAUGCAACGGCGUCACACCUGGAACAGGCUGUAUAUAGAAGGCUUAAAGCAGUCAUCAUCUGCUUCUAGCAAGCGAGCCCCAACUCCUGCACCAAAGGACAUAAAUUCUGGCUCCAAAUCUAAGAGUUUGGGUGACCUCACCUCUGAGGACAUUGUAUGCAACUUUGAUAGCAAGUAUCGCAGCAUCAGUCGUAGUUUUGUGGUCAGGCCUAGUCGCCAACAGAGGUCCCCAAGGAAGCCCCAGGAUGACCUGAUGGAGCGGCUUAAGAAACUCACUGAUGUAGAACCGCUGACAAGCAGCGAUUUUACAUCCCACCUCCAUGAUUCAGAGGCUGAGGAAAAAGAGGAGGUGCAAGAUGAGGCACCACCACUGAGAAGAAGCUCGUCACGCAGCCAGAGUCGGGUCCGCUAUAUUGCCAACCGCGCUAGGCAGGCCCAGGAGAGGCAGCGGCUGCAAAACCUCCUUAUGGGAUCCAACAGCCCCAUUGAAGAGCGUGGAAUCCCAGAGGGAGCCUGCAGCAUCACACGCAGCCCCUGUGCAAGUCUGGACCUGCUGAGUCAGCUUCCUCCAGGACCACCCCAACAGACCCCACAUAACCUAGAUAAUGAUGUUUUUUUUAUGCUCCGCCUCUAAGGAAGUAUGGGUGGACAGAA
Clarias gariepinus (North African catfish) is the source of this 5123-nucleotide messenger RNA. RefSeq names its product phospholipase C, eta 2a (gene plch2a). The record is from RefSeq and is a predicted model, not a curated record. Gene Ontology annotation, molecular function: phosphatidylinositol-4,5-bisphosphate phospholipase C activity; calcium ion binding. NCBI's taxonomy places the organism in Eukaryota, Metazoa, Chordata, Actinopteri, Siluriformes, Clariidae. Gene Ontology annotation, biological process: phosphatidylinositol-mediated signaling; lipid metabolic process. The transcript is spliced from 23 exons. Bases 466 to 5103 code for a protein of 1545 amino acids.